UCGUCUCUGGGCGGAGAGAUGCAGUGGGCGAGGUUUAGCUGUACAAGACAAAAGAAAACGUUAAACGAAAACAAAGCGGGGCUCCUUGAUCUCCUGUCCAGUUUUGCUUAUAUCUAAGGGUAGGAAUUUGGUUUUAUAUGCAACAUUAGAUAUAUGCGCUGCUUUACGACGAAAUACAAAUAAGGAAGAGCGUAAAAUCAAGCACCUCCUGAGAGAAGAGAUUGUCAAAGAGUUUAUUAGAGCGAAAUUAUUUUCUGUUAACUUGUAAACGAGCUACUAGUUACAGUCGGUGUAAACCAGCGGUUAUAUAUGGAGAAUUGCGCAUAGACUAUCACUUUUCUAGACAUUAGUUUUUGGACGUGACAGUUGGUUGCAGUAUAACGUAAGGUCAUUCGUGCGCGCUCACCUUUCGUACCAUUUCUUAAAGAAAGACUGUGUUUCAUCUCAGUUGGAUAUUUUUCAUGGUGGUAAAAAUAAAUGAAAAAAAUAACAACACCGGGCAUAGAAGAGAUUAAAACCAGGAUUUAAUUUUAAAAACGAAAACUGCAGUCGGAAAUGAACGGGUUUCAGUCCGGUCCAGCGGAUUGUCCGGCUGGAAGCGUCUGCUCUAUUGAAGGCUUGCCUCCGUUACCUAAAGGACUGAGCGGUAUCCUCAACUCGAGCGGAGGCUCCUGGAGGGACAUUGAGAAGGUCUACAGCAAGAGGACGCGCAUCCAGGCGGACAUCAGCAAGUCCAGAGUGAGCGACUGUCUUGGCCGCAGUAAACCAGCGAGCCUUGACGCAGCGCUGGCCGUGCUGCGCAAAGAGAUGGUUGGACUUCGACAGUUAGACAUGUCCUUGCUGUGCCAGUUGUGGUCUCUAUAUGAGUCCAUGCAGGAAUACAAAGGAGCUUUCCAGGACAUCUCUUCUUCUCUGUGCGAGAGCUCCUUCAACACCGAAAAUGGUUAUUCUGAAGAUGAAGAGGAGGAAGAUGAAGAUGAACAUGAAAGAGAGAGUGGAGAGACGCUGUUGUCCCUUCCUCAGCCCACUCAGAACUCUCGAGACCAGUGGAUCAAAGACUCCUUCCACAUCCCCAUUUAAAUGAAGCAUGUGCUCUCUCAUCUACAGAAUGGAUCUGAUCUCCCAUGAUCCUCAUCACUAUAAACUGUGACAAACAUGACCCCAUUGUUUGAAGGAUUCCGUAAGCAUCAAAAUGAAACAAGGCCUUUAUUUUUGUGGGGUACUGUUACAAUGGUGAUUGUAAGGUUGUUUCAAGGGAACUAUGAAAAACUGCCUUUUCACUGCCUGUGAAGUUAUAAAGACCGGAUGAGGAUUGACAGGAAGAGGAUGUUUUAGCCAGAAACAGUGUGGUCAAGGAUGUUUUUCUACAUAUGGUAAAGGGUGUAUACAUCAAAAAAAAAAAAAAAAACACAUGCCUUACAUGCUAUUGUCUUUUGUGGUCACUAUUUCAUUAUAUUAUAUAGAUUUGUAUAUUAUCACUUAUCACUCUAUUUUCUCUAUCACAUACCAGCAUUUGCGAUACUGUUUAUUUUAUUAUACAGUAUUAUGUUUUCCACCUCUGUCUUUCAUUAGUAAGUUAAACACAACGCGGAAUGUGCUUUUCUGUACAAAAUAAAUAAAACAAUUCAAAUUU
Messenger RNA from Onychostoma macrolepis, 1633 nucleotides. RefSeq names its product family with sequence similarity 89 member B (gene fam89b). The record is from RefSeq and is a predicted model, not a curated record. Bases 556 to 1080 code for a protein of 174 amino acids. The transcript has 2 exons. Lineage: Eukaryota; Metazoa; Chordata; Actinopteri; Cypriniformes; Cyprinidae.